CGAAUUUUUGUUUUAAUUUUUUUUUUCGAUAUUUUUUUUUUGAAAAUUUUAAUUUUUCCACCAAAAAUGCACUCAAUAAGCAUUUUGUGCACUGUCUUCGCAUUAUGCGCCUUGCUGUUGCCAGCUUUCGGCAGCAGCAGUGUGGUGAGCAACUGUCCUGCUGGUGCAACAUGCCCGAUAAGUGGCAGCAGCACUGCAACAAGCAUCACCAGCACUACAACAGGCAAAACCACCGAAAACAACAACAACGAACACAAUUUCUUGAAAGAGAAACCAAAAGAUCUGCAAACCUGCCAGCGUAAGUCAGCUGAUUUUGAUAAAUGCAUCGUAAAUGCCUAUCAAAAUAUAUUCAGCACUUGGAAGCAAGGUAUCGAUGGCGUACCGCAUUCCACACCGAUCGAUCCGUUAUUCGUACAAGAAUUCGAAGUCAUCGAAGAUCGUGAAAACAUUACACCGAUCACAGUGAAGAUUAACAAUAUAACAGUAACCGGUUUGAGUGAGGCGAAGGUCAAGAGUGUCAACUUCAAGGAUAAUGAGUACGAUUUCAAAAUGACCUACUUAGUACCGAAAGUGCGACUGAACGGUCACUACACCGCCAAAGGAAACGUGCUGCUGCUCAAAAUCGACACGAGCGRUGAAAUGUUCAUGGAAAUACUUGAUGGCCUUUACACCGUUACGACCAAGGUCAUGUUGAAGACUUUGGAAAAUCAUAAAUUUUUCAAUCUGAAGGCGCUACAAUUUAAUGUGGACUCCAUAAAGGACUUGAAUUUGCACUUCGACAACUUGUUCAAGGACAAAGUGUUGAACGACAAUACGAAUGCCGUGUUUAAUGACAGCUGGCGUGUAUUUUUCGACAUAUUCAAGCCGAAAAUCGAAGCGGAAAUCAAUAAAGUACUAUUGGCGCACUUCCGCAGCGUGUUUGCCCAGGUGCCGGCCGAGUUUUUCAUCGCCGACGUUGCAACAGCGGAGGUGGCGUCUGCGGCGCAUCAUGACACGGCCCCCAGUACUGCACACAGUCGGAAUAUCAAAGAUAUUACGCAUUUGGAAUUGCAGCAGCCGCACGCCGCGCACGGCAGCGCAAAGACAGAGGAAAAGGAACACAAAUUGCACUAAAUUUAAUGCCUGAGCGGUUAAAUGGUGGAAUGAAGUUUAUGUAAUUGUUUCGCUUUGAUAAUAAUAAUACAACAACAUAUAUUUUUAAAUAA
Molecule: messenger RNA, 1205 nt
Organism: Bactrocera latifrons
Lineage: Eukaryota; Metazoa; Arthropoda; Insecta; Diptera; Tephritidae
Exons: 5
Coding region: 67-1113 (348 amino acids)
Source: RefSeq, a predicted model, not a curated record